GCCUGUGCGCGCCCCGCUGGCGGAGGGACCAGGGCGCGGGGCAGUCUGGCGGUUGCCAGGAAGCGAGAAGACACACAAUGGGCCCGGGACUCAGGAGCCUGCGCCUGCAGCGCCUCUGUGUCGGUCCCCAGGCAGGAGCCACCACGCAGGUGCUGCGGGCCCUGCGCGCCCCCGCCGCGCAAUGGGCUCGGACGCCUGGGUCGGGCCUUGGAGACCCCACCGGCCGCGUGGCCCCAUCGCAGCGCUCUACAGCGGCCCCGGGCCCAAAUACCAGCUGCCGCCCAACACCGGCUAUUUCCUGCAUGACCCGUCGCGGCCUCGAGCCCCAGCCUUCACCUUCGGCGCGCGGCUGCCUACGCAACGGCCCACCUGCGGCCCGGGGCCCGGCCACCUUGUGCCGGCUCACAUGACCGCGCGUGGCCUGGACUGUGCCCCCGCCUACUCCAUUCUCGGCCGCCCGCGGGACUCGGCUCCCUUCCUCACGCCAGGACCCGGCAAGUACUUCCCGGAACGUGCAGGGAACGCGACCUACCCCUGUGCGCCCCGGCACACCAUCGCCCCCCGGAACUGGGGCGUCUGCGUGGAGCAGCAGACCCCAGGCCCGGGCGCCUACUCUGUGCCCUCGCUCCUGGGUCCGCGCGUGAUCGGCAAGGUGUCAGCUCCUACAUAUUCCAUCUACGGGCGCAGCGCGGUGGGCAGCUGCUUCGAGGACCUCAGCAAGACCCCCGGCCCCUGUGCCUACCACGUGGUGAAUCCCGGCGUCUACAAGGCCAGGGCUCCACAGUUCUCGAUGCUGGCUCGCACAUCCGUCCCCCAAGACAGUACGCAGAACCCUGGGCCAGCAGCCUACAACGUGGACCAGCCUCGGAAACCUCGCGGCUGGAGCUUCGGGAUCCGGCAUUCGGACUACCUGGCCUCCACCCUGGCCAAAAUGGACAACUGACCAACCCCGACUAUUCAAUAAAGCUUGGGCACACC
Molecule: messenger RNA, 978 nt
Organism: Ochotona princeps (American pika)
Lineage: Eukaryota; Metazoa; Chordata; Mammalia; Lagomorpha; Ochotonidae
Gene: CIMAP1B
Product: ciliary microtubule associated protein 1B
Exons: 7
Coding region: 182-943 (253 amino acids)
Cellular component (GO): cytoskeleton
Source: RefSeq, a predicted model, not a curated record